Molecule: messenger RNA, 2415 nt
Organism: Papilio xuthus (Asian swallowtail)
Lineage: Eukaryota; Metazoa; Arthropoda; Insecta; Lepidoptera; Papilionidae
Product: ubiquitin-conjugating enzyme E2 W
Exons: 6
Coding region: 179-643 (154 amino acids)
Source: RefSeq, a predicted model, not a curated record
AACUUUGUUCUUGUCAUUAAUUUUUAAGUGGUGUAGUGGCGUAUGGUGUAGCAACCCCGUUUUCUUUUCGCGAGAGUUCGUUUCAAUUUUCUAUCCAAGUUUCAAUCUAUAGAAGUACAAGUACAAUCUUAUUAUUUAUAAUUAUAUACUCUUUGGCUCUUUGGUCUGAACUGGAAUAAUGGCGGCUAUGUCCCCGUCGGAGCGGAGAUUACAAAAAGAGCUCAUGGCUCUAAUGAAAGAGCCUCCUGCAGGUGUUACAGUCGACGGAGACCAAGCUAGUCAAAAUUUAACAUUAUGGACAAUUCACAUGGAAGGAGUUCCUGGUACAUUAUAUGAAGGAGAAAAAUUUGUACUUCAAUUUAAAUUUACAAAUAAAUAUCCAUUUGAUUCACCAGAGGUGACGUUUGUGGGUAAUAACAUCCCGGUACAUCCACAUGUCUACUCCAACGGGCAUAUCUGUCUGUCCAUUCUGACAGAUGACUGGUCUCCCGCGCUCUCCGUGCAAUCCGUCUGCCUCUCCAUUGUCUCCAUGCUUAGCAGUUGCAAGGAAAAGAAACGGCCGCCUGACAAUUCGUUUUAUGUCAAAACUUGCAGUAAAAAUCCUAAGAAAACGAAAUGGUGGUAUCAUGACGAUUCAGUAUAAAUCCAAAAGCGGCGCUGCUGUUUCGAGCAAUGGACGUUUAAAUCUCAAUAUGUGAUAAGAGUUACGAUACAAAAUGGUUUAACAUGAAAUGUUAUGUAUAUACUGUGUGUACUGUGCGAGUCCCCGCGGUCUGCGUCUGCGCAUACCACCACGCGCAAUCCGCGCAUCUGCGCAUCCCGCAACACCGGACUGCAUAAAUUGUAACCCCCAACAGCCGGCCGCUUUUGUAUAAUUAGACAAUUGUUUAUUUACACUAAAUCUACCUAAAAUGAAGAGAAAUUUAUAAAUUAAUAAGGGAAUUUCAACUAUUAUUAUGUGUGUGGAUGUCAUUGAUUUCUUCAGAUAGCUGCGUAGGAAAUAUGUUUAGACUAAAUAUAACAUUUACCAUCAAUAUGCCCUAAAAGUUCACUCCUCUAUGUAACAAUAUCGAAACUUACUGUUUUAGGAUAUUUUUAAUCUAUGACAAUUUUAGUUACGUUCAGAUAUUGAAUGAUUUAAAAUGUUUCAUUUCUCAUAAAUAUUAAAUAAGAUAAAAUUAGCGCAAGAACUAAAUUUCUUUACACUUAGUUAAUAAACCGUCCAUUUUUGUGUCCUUUUAUAGUAAUUUAUGUAACAAAUCAAAUAUUUGUCAUGUCAUAAAUGAACAUUCGUGGGAAAUUUGACAUGAAAUAGGGUUGCCAUUUACAAUUAAUCAAUGUUUUUUUUCUUUUAAGGCAUAGAGAAGUGAAACACUAGUUUAAUUUCAACUCGCACAAAAUUUAAAAAUAUCGAUUCUUAGCGUUUUUUUAUCACAAAAGCGGCCGGUUCAUACGGGCUCGGUUUUUUACUGUGCUAAAUUAUAAAAUACAUUGUAAGUAGCGUAAUAGGUUAUAAAUAAAAUGGUACUGCUUAUCUUAUAACUUUACGAAUAAAUUAUCAGUCAACUUAUUUGUAUAUAUAAUUUUUAUAGAUUUAUUUGUUUGUCGCAUUUUUUUUUCUUAAAUAUCGAUGUUUUUGAAUCGAUUUAUUAAUUUAAUCAAUUUGUAACCCUCACAUUUAUCACAAGUUUAGGUAAAUGCGUAUUAUUUACACCAAAUUAAUAAUUUUAUGGACAUUUCAUAUGAUGACUUAAUAUUUAAAGUUCGCCUAAGGCAUAGUUUUGUUACACAAUGAUAAAAAAUCGCUAAAAACUUCAAGCUGCAAAUGCUUAUUUCUAUUCAUUUAAAAUCACUGUCAAAUAUAACAUAACUAUUAUCUAUAUUUAUGCAAAUAAAAAGACAAACACAAGGAUUUCAGUAAAAAAUAAAGCAUUCUAAGUUGUAAAUUUGAUGGCAAUUUGUGAAGUUCUGGGAUGAAAAGUUCCUAAACUAGGUUUAUAUUUAGACCAUAAAUAUGUCAUGCAUGUGUGAUAAUCAUAUUAUCCUAAUUGGCAACUCAUAAAACUGAUGCAAAUUAAAAAAAAACGAACAUACCGGAACCUUUCAUUCUGUCUCUUUUCCAAAACCGUCUCUUUUUUUCAAUGUCACUGUCAUGUUGGAAAUGAGUCGAUCAAUUAGUUAGUCCUAUGAGAGAAAAAAAUGGAAUCAAUUUUCUUUUACCAAUAAUCUUUAAAACAUUAUCCUGGUAGAUGUCAUUUCACUGCUCUUAAAAUAACUUUGGAAACUAUGCCGAUAAAAUCUAGACUUUAGUCAUAGGUACCUUUAAUUUCAUCCCAGACGUUAAAAUAUUUGUUCAGCAACUUGAAAUAAAAAAAUUAUAAUUUAAAUUAUUUGAAUGCUUUAUAAUUAGAUUUA